Messenger RNA from Rhizopus microsporus ATCC 52813, 483 nucleotides. RefSeq lists its product as uncharacterized. The transcript is spliced from 2 exons. Bases 1 to 483 code for a protein of 160 amino acids. The record is from RefSeq and is a predicted model, not a curated record. Lineage: Eukaryota; Fungi; Mucoromycota; Mucoromycetes; Mucorales; Rhizopodaceae.
AUGGAUUUUGACGCUUUAGCCAUUCAGUAUGGCAAGGUACAAAUGCUCGUUGAUAUGGAUACGUUUCCUGUCCCUGAGCCUCAAUUAUCUGAAAUGGAAGAGAUGAUGGAAAGCCUCGUUGAAACGUUUCAAGAAGACCAAAUUGAGCGUUUCAUUCGAAUAGUUCAAGAAGAGGGACUGACAGCGCCAAAAGCAGCAGAGCAGUGCGAUAUACCCCGUAUUAGUGCUUGCAAGCUAUUAGGCGAAUUUAACGCCGGAAAUGGGUCCGUACUUCCUGGCAGUGUUCCAAGGAAAAUUAGACAGGAGCCAAAAAUGUUGUUUCCACAGCAUUCAGCCUUUUUGAUCGGACUAUUUGACGUCAACUCAUCGACUGUACUUGGGGAAGCAAGGCAAAAGUUGUGUGAACAUUUCAAUGACCUUGAAAUAUCUAUUCGUGGUUUUUAUAAGCAUAUCCGAGAGAAAUGUUCAAUAUCGUUAAAGUAG